GUAACAACUUCCCGGUAGAUGUACAACAUGGGAUGGUUGUGGGUGUCGAUGUCCAUAUGUAUGGUUCUGCCACUUGCACUGUCGCAGAGAGUAUUGGAUCUACCGAACCGAUGUUUCCGGGAGCCGGACCCGGCCUUAUGUAAGAUAGGACGAGCACGGUACUACUUUAACGCGACAACGGAGGUUUGUGAGGUGACGAGGAACACGCGGUGCUCUGGAGGUAAAAGACCCACCCUCUUCUCUUCAAUGGCCCGAUGUAUGAAAAGAUGUGGCUGUAUGGCAGACGUCCAUCCUGGGCCAUGUGAGGGCCAUAAUGUCCGGUACUACUAUAACAAGACGUACCGGAUGUGUACAACGUUUAUUUUUGGUGGAUGCGGUGGGAACUUUAACAACUUUCGCACGUUCUUUCAGUGUCAAUGGACGUGCAACCCACGUUCCUUCUCUUUUGACUUUGAUUUUUAAAUCUGAGAUAAAACGUGAUCGAUAUUAUAGCUUUUGUAUCAAAACUUGAGUGUAAUUAAGUUUUCGAGCAGGGGAUCAUUACCUCGUAACGUAGAAACACUAGCUAGUAUUGCUGCAGCUAAGCCAAUACCGCACAGGUUGUGUCUACUGCGUCCGUUUAAAGCUUGCCUGGUGAUCCUGGUCUAUAUCUGGUCCUGUUUAUCCUGGUAGAACAUGUAAUGCUAUACUGCCAUACGUUUCCAUAGCCCUGUAAGGGUUUAUGUACCCUUAAUACUGAAGGAGAAUUGAUGAAAUUGAUGAUGAUGAUGAUGAUGAUGAUGAUGAUGAUGAUGAUGAUGAUAAAAUAACAAUGAAACAAAAUCAAACAUAUUUACAAGAAGUGGUUUUGGAUAAUUUCCCGUAUUUUGUCAAAAUAGUAAUGUCAUCUAUGCACAUCUAGUAGAUACAAUGUAAGAAGCUCCCUGGAAUACUAAAUUAUAACUCUUUACUUUCGAUUUUCAUUUUCGCGUCGAUUCCUCUGUUAUAUUUUAUUUUCGACACAUUCUCUUUUUUUCUUUUAACAUACAAAUAAUCAAUAUGUGUUCUAUUACAUUCGCAUUAUUUGUAUCAAAUAAGUGUCUAACAUACGGGCACUUUGUAUAGGGAAUGUGUGGUUAUAGAAUAUUGCAUGUCUUCGAUAAGGUUACCGCGUACAAGUAUCAUUCAAGUAUUAAAUUGUAUUUUGUUCAGGGUCAUAGUUCUAAAAUCCUCAAAAGGACUUGACAAAGUGUUAGCAUAUUUUAUUAGAGUAUUUUUGGAUUUAGGAUUAAACGACAAUCAGAAUACAGUUUAAUUCUUACACUGGUAUUUUUUUUUAUUAUUCUUAUUGAUUUUGACAAUAAAUUGAUAUACCCGUACAACCUUGUCUGUUCUAUCAAAUCUGUGGUCUUUAACAGAAACGCUGUCAUUAUGUAGCAUACGUUAAUUUUAAUACGUCAUAAUGGUAGUGACGUCAUGAUCGACCAACAAAGACUUUGUCACCAAGAUGACUGGUUUACAGACGCAAUGUGUAGAUGUACAUAUUACAAUAUUUAUUACAAGCCGAUAUGUUGUGUCAUGGAAUUCCUAUCGAUUACGAUUUCCAAUAGCAACGCUAAGUUUAACGAAUAUUGAUUUGAAACCAAACUCUAGCGAGAUUAUUAUUAUUAGCCAUAAUUGAUUUAAUGGUUCCGGUGUUGUGUUUCGUUUAAUUUGAAGACAAACAUUAUCAAACUAUCUGGAGACAGUAAUGACAACAUGUAAUCGAGAAUAUCCUGUUUUCUUGGUUUGAUUAGGAAACAACUUCCAAGUCAUUGUUUAAAGUGGAAGAUUUACAAUUCGUCUGCCUUUCGUUUAUGAUUUAUGAAACUCGCCAUGUUUAUAUUCUAGCAAGGAUAUAAAUUAGUAAGUAUUUCAAGACAUCAAUCACACCGUCACGAUAUUUUUUUUUUAUAUUAAUGAACUCUUUGAGGUGAUAAAUGGAAUAUAUUUCUAAUCACAUUUCCGUAUGUGUUACUAGAGUCUGCCACUUGAUGUCUAAAUAUAUACGUUUGUUUUGUUGGAAUGUUUAAAACUAUAACAUUAGUAUGUGUACAAAUAAACUUGGUACAGUG
Messenger RNA from Pecten maximus, 2093 nucleotides. Its product is annotated as BPTI/Kunitz domain-containing protein-like. Lineage: Eukaryota; Metazoa; Mollusca; Bivalvia; Pectinida; Pectinidae. The transcript is spliced from 2 exons. Gene Ontology annotation, molecular function: serine-type endopeptidase inhibitor activity. The record is from RefSeq and is a predicted model, not a curated record. The coding region runs from base 19 to 462 and encodes 147 amino acids.